Molecule: messenger RNA, 780 nt
Organism: Daldinia loculata
Lineage: Eukaryota; Fungi; Ascomycota; Sordariomycetes; Xylariales; Hypoxylaceae
Exons: 1
Coding region: 1-780 (259 amino acids)
Source: RefSeq, a predicted model, not a curated record
AUGGACGGCGAUGCUGACUUCUACGGGAUUGGAAUCAGACUCGGUCUCUACGCCCAAUCGUUAACUACGCUACUUGUAACGCUAUUUGUGCAGGAAGAAGAAGCUGUGAACAGAACCAUCAACUUACUCCUGCAACUAGCCAUAUUCGCUGGCACGCUUCUCUCUACACACGCAGGUACUAUUCACGCCUUCGAAGUUAUCAUCGUCUUCUGGAUACUUGUAGGCGCGCUCUCGAGCUUGACUGGAAGCGGCAUAACCGAUAUCAAUUCCUUCUCGGGCACUUGCCGGCUUCUAUUUUACGCCGCGCUGUCGGCGUACGGCUGCUGGUUCUUCUUCGUCGGCCAGGACACUAUGCAAGAGACUCCAUGUAUGCAGAUCGUAUUCUUCGGCAAAUCUACACUAGAUGGCUGGUUUCGGACGGUCGGAAAAGUAAUCUCGAUCACUAGCCUUGUUAUCAUAAUCGGUCUGCUUGCGUGGGCUGCCACUACUUAUAUUAAAAAAGGAGGUGGGGAACAGUCACGAUGUCGUUCCGGUCGACCUCAAACCGAGAUUACACUCAUGCUUCUCUCGUUGGCCAUGGUCGUAUUGUCCAUAAUCUCGACUGAGCACGUAAUAAGAGCGAAUAAUCUCAGUGGUGUAGACGAUAUAUUCGAUGUUGGACAGGUGUUGGCGUUCCUUGUGGGGCUUUUCCAGUUGCUUGAUGUUCUAAUUCCCAUCUUCUUUGAGCACCGUCUAUGGGUACCUCGAUGCUGGCUUUUACUUGGACAUCAUCUUACUUGA